AUGUCGCUCGAGCCGCCCACCUACCUCAACUCCCUCCAGAACAAUAUCCGAGCUCGACCUAUUCCAUGGGAUGGCGCAGUGCGGGCUGGGAACAUCACCGAUGAGCACUUGCGCAAGAUCAAAGCAGUCGACAAGGUUCGGAAACAAGAACGCAAGCAGGCAGUUGAAGCCGACUUGAAUGCUUAUACGACGCUUCUUGCUGGCAAUCCUCCGGACGUGAAGAGUGUCCUGGACUCGGCUUCUCGACGGACUGAUAUAGUGCAGUAUAUUCUGGUACUAGCUGCAGACUUAAUCAACGACGUUCCUGCUCUUGCCUCGGCGCUCAUCUCGCAUCCCAAUCCCUACAAUGCAUUCCUUCCAUUUUUACGGAACCUCACAAACCCCGAAGACCCCAUCCCUCUACUCGCAUCCUCGUUUUUAACGAAUCUUCUUUCGAGUGCGCUUAUUUCAGAUCAAACUUCCGAUACAGAAGAGGCAGCUCUACCACCUUUAUAUACAUACCUGGCGGAUUUGACGAAGAAUCAGGAUAGUGGACUACAGGAUAUCGGCGUUCAAGGGUUUUCGGCUUUGCUACGCAAUAAAGUGGCUAGAGAGCUGCUCUGGAAACAGCGCGCAGAGACCCUUGAUCCCUUGGUGGAGAUACUUCGCACAGCGGCCGGCGGCAAAGACAACGGGUCGAUCAACCUGGCUAGCUCUGCUGCUACCAGUAGUCUUCGCACUGCCGAUAUCAGCAUUGGGGGUGGAGUGGGACUGCAACUGCUAUACCAUGUGCUUUUGGUUAUCUGGCAGCUCAGUUUUGAGGGUAGUCUCGUCGGAGAAGAACUGCAGUCGCAAUACGAUAUAAUCGAGCUAUACACACAGUUACUACGGCUCUCGCCCAAGGAGAAAACUACACGCCUUCUCCUCGCUACCUUGAACAAUCUCCUUGCUGCAAAUCGUACACUCCUGCCUGUAGCAACAUUUGUCCGCCUACCUGCAUUACUUUCGAAUCUGAGCGGCCGCCAUUUGACUGAUCCCGAUCUUCUGGAAGACCUCCAGUCGCUGACGGACUUGUUGGAGGAGUAUACAAAGACGCAGACUACCUUUGAUGAAUAUGCAGCCGAACUACAAUCGGGACACCUACGCUGGUCUCCUCCUCAUCGCAACCCGACGUUCUGGCGAGAGAACGCGCGCCGCAUUCUCGAAGAGGAGCGCGGUGCCUUACCCAAGAAAUUGGCAGAGAUUAUUGCAAAGAGCUGGGAGAAUGACAAGCAGGUUCUGGCGAUCGCAUGUAAUGAUGUCGGUAACUUGGUCAAAGAAGUUCCGGAGCGUCGUAUCCAACUCGAGAAGCUGGGACUGAAGACCCGAGUGAUGGAGCUGAUGACUGAUCGUGACGAGUCAGUGCGGUGGGAGAGCUUGCGUGCAGUAGGAGAGUGGCUUCGAUACAGCUUUGAUAAAUAG
Molecule: messenger RNA, 1440 nt
Organism: Talaromyces amestolkiae
Lineage: Eukaryota; Fungi; Ascomycota; Eurotiomycetes; Eurotiales; Trichocomaceae
Exons: 3
Coding region: 1-1440 (479 amino acids)
Biological process (GO): proton transmembrane transport
Cellular component (GO): vacuolar proton-transporting V-type ATPase, V1 domain; fungal-type vacuole membrane
Molecular function (GO): proton-transporting ATPase activity, rotational mechanism
Source: RefSeq, a predicted model, not a curated record